Messenger RNA from Thermothelomyces thermophilus ATCC 42464, 813 nucleotides. RefSeq lists its product as uncharacterized. The record is from RefSeq and is a predicted model, not a curated record. The annotation marks the transcript as partial. The transcript has a single exon. NCBI's taxonomy places the organism in Eukaryota, Fungi, Ascomycota, Sordariomycetes, Sordariales, Chaetomiaceae.
GUAUAUUCCUGCGCAUUAUCCCCCAGCCUCGGCAACGACAUGACCCUGACUCCGGCAACCCGGUUUCGGACCACGACGAGUUGCCUCCAGCGUACCAACAAAAUGCUUGACCACUACGCCAUCGACACUAGUAUCAGGACGUCUCUCGCGUAUUCGACCCGCGUAUUUGACCCGCACCGAUCUCGUCACACAGCCUGCCAUUAAUACCACCACCACCACUACUACUACUCGCACCUUCGCCUCCGCCGCCGCCGCAGCCGCAGCCAAGAUGUCCAAGAGUGCAGCAGCCGCCUCGCACGCCGACUUCAACCGCAACUCCCUCUUCGACCUCAAGGGCCGCGUCGCCCUGGUCACGGGAGGCGGGUCCGGUAUCGGGCUGAUAUCAGAUCACGCAGGCGCUGGCGGCCAACGGCGCCAAGCUGUACAUCGUGGGAUGCACGGGCAAGAAGCUGGACACGGUGGCGAGCACGUACAACAACGGACAUUGAGGGCUCCAUCGUGCCGCUGACGGGGGACGUGACUGACCAAGAAGGAGGACGUGGCGCGGCUGGCGGACGAGAUGGCGGCGCGCGAGGAGUGCCUGUGCAUCCUGGUCAACAACGCGGCCGUGUCGAGCGAGACGGUGCAGCCCGAGUCCGGGUCGGCCGACGAGAUGCGGCGCAACCUGUUCGACACGACCAAGACGACGGCGGCCGACUGGCUGGCUGGCCGCGUACGAGACCGACGUCGUUCUCGCCCUUCUUCGCCACCACCACCGCCUUCCUGUCGCUGCUGCGGCGCUCCGCCGAGCGGCACCCGCACUGGUCCGGCACC